UCGACACAGCCUUCUCCCGCGUGGUGGCGACAGAAGCUAAGCCACGGACGCGGUGUUGGCUGUUGCAUUCAAAACAUUUUGAGUUUUAUGUUUAAAUUAAACAUGACCUUCGACAUAAUUUUGGAAAUAUAGAGUUUUUACUUUUACAGACUACCGACGUACAAAACUGUAAAGCAGAAGAUCAUUCAAACUAAGAAGGCAUGACUAUGAAUUCAUAAACCUGAGUGUUAAUAAGGAAAUGGCUGUGAUAUGGACUGUAAAGGCAAUUGGCCUGGGUGUGGUGGCGUUUUCCCUCAGUUUGGAGCUGUUUGCCUGGCUGGGUCGUAGACUCAGACCUGUAAGGAGCUGCAAUGAGGUCCUGUUCUUUCCCUCAGAAUUGGCCUGUGUGGAGCGCAUCUUCAAUCCCACUUCACCUUUCACCUGUCUGUGUUCUUUGCCUCAUGAUGUCGAGACGUCAUUCUCCCGUCUCCUCCGGCACAUCCUGUCUGCUUCCUCCUCCCUGGACUUGUGUGUGUUUGCCUUUUCUAACAUGGACCUGGGCAGGGCCAUACUAGUGCUGCACAGCAAGGGCGUCACCAUCCGAGUCCUCACUGACAAGGACUACGCUGCCAUCAAUGGUUCCCAGAUAGGGGUCCUCCGCAAGGCCGGGAUCUGUGUGCGCUGUGACGUGGGCUCCGUGUACAUGCAUCACAAGUUUGCAGUGGUUGACGGCCGGCUGCUCAUCACAGGCUCCCUCAACUGGACGCUGCAAGCGGUGCAGGGCAACAUGGAGAACAUCAUCAUCACUGAUGAGCCGGAUCUGCUCCAUCCAUUCAUCAAGGAGUUCAACAGGUUAUGGGUGCUCAAUGAUCCAGCUCAACACCACAGACCAGCUCACUGCUAAAGUUAAUUACUGAUGAGUUGGGAUCAGUGUGGACUCAAAGCUCUUGAACUUUGAGGUAGACUGUGUUCUUUAAAAUAAUUGUAUUUAGUUCAGACACUUAAGUAGCCACAUAAUUUAACAUUUUCUUGUUUCUCUGUGGAGUUGUUCAAAUGACGUUUCAUGGCAGGCUUUUAAACUGUUUACAUCAGAAAAACAAAAACCUGAUUUGACUUAGAGUAAUGUGACUUGCCAGGUUAGGUGUUGUUUUUUCUUAUUUACCACAGAGCUAAUGGCCUGUAGUUGUUUGUAGUUGAGAAUGCGGUAAAGAUGUGAUCACAUCUGCAUUGUAACUUUUCAUUUCCUAAGAAGAUACUUCUGUUUGUGUUAAGAAAACUUAAAGAAAAACUGAUUUUAAAGAAAAGUUAAUUUUUUUUACAUUUGUUAAGACUGACGGGGCUUUUGCCAUUAUUUGAUUUGAUAGCUGGAGAAAGACUGGAAUUAUUGGGAAAGACAUACCCCAAACAGUGUGAGGACUGGGAUUUGAUUCUGUGACUGACUUGUCUAGAGCUGUAGCUUCUGUAUAUGGGCGCCUGCACAACCAGCUGAGCUAACCAGCACCCAAAUUAUCAUAUUUGUUAAAUUAGAUCAAAGUAAUGACCCUUUUGAUGGUCAUUAUGUUAUCAGCAACGUAUUACAUGCUGCAUUUCCUUUUUGAAACAAGGGAUAAUCCAGGAUUGUUAUAGUCUUGAGAAAUAAGAGAUUAUCUGGACUAGUUAGGAAUUUGAGUUUGAUGCCAAAAAUUGAACAAACACGCCUCAGUUCACCUCAUACAGCAUUAAAAGUAGGUUUUAAAUCCAGAGUAUUAUUUUGGGUGUGCCUUUGUGGUUUCAGGCGCUAUUAUGUUAGUCAAGCACCAAUAAAAACUUUUCACUCUGCA
Molecule: messenger RNA, 1799 nt
Organism: Cheilinus undulatus (humphead wrasse)
Lineage: Eukaryota; Metazoa; Chordata; Actinopteri; Labriformes; Labridae
Gene: pld6
Product: phospholipase D family, member 6
Exons: 5
Coding region: 239-883 (214 amino acids)
Biological process (GO): piRNA processing
Cellular component (GO): mitochondrion
Molecular function (GO): RNA endonuclease activity producing 5'-phosphomonoesters, hydrolytic mechanism
Source: RefSeq, a predicted model, not a curated record